Mugil cephalus (flathead mullet) is the source of this 2078-nucleotide messenger RNA. RefSeq names its product isocitrate dehydrogenase (NAD(+)) 3 non-catalytic subunit gamma (gene idh3g). The record is from RefSeq and is a predicted model, not a curated record. Lineage: Eukaryota; Metazoa; Chordata; Actinopteri; Mugiliformes; Mugilidae. Gene Ontology annotation, cellular component: mitochondrion. Gene Ontology annotation, biological process: isocitrate metabolic process; tricarboxylic acid cycle. The coding region runs from base 39 to 1229 and encodes 396 amino acids. The transcript has 13 exons. Gene Ontology annotation, molecular function: magnesium ion binding; NAD binding; oxidoreductase activity, acting on the CH-OH group of donors, NAD or NADP as acceptor.
AACGUCUCCUCCCCGUGCACGACUGCUUCAAAAUCAAGAUGGCUGCCCACAGUGCUGUGCUUUCGGUGUCCAAAAUCAUUAAUCCUUUUUGGGGUGGACGCCUUGGAAAUACGGUUAAAGUAUUUGGAACAACGCUGAGCACCCACAGGAAUAAGACCAUACUUACUGGAGAAAACAUUCCCCCUCCUGCAAAGUAUGGAGGCAGACACACCGUGACCCUCAUACCUGGAGAUGGAAUCGGCCCGGAGCUAUUCAAUCAUGUCAGGGAGGUUUUCAGGUUCAGCUGUGUGCCAGUGGACUUUGAGGUGGUGCACGUCAACUCUGCCAUGGAGACUGAGGAUGACAUCAAUGAUGCCAUCACUGCCAUCCGCCGUAAUGGAGUUGCCCUUAAAGGUAACAUAGAAACCAAACAUACCAUGCCGCCAUCUGUCAAAUCCAGAAAUAAUCUCCUGCGCACAAGCUUAGACCUGUAUGCCAAUGUGAUGCACUGUCAGUCCCUCCCUGGAGUCCAGACUCGCCACAAGAACAUUGACAUCAUGAUCAUCAGGGAGAACACGGAGGGAGAGUACAGCAGUCUGGAGCACGAGAGUGUAUCAGGGGUAGUGGAGUGCCUGAAGAUCAUCACCAAGAACAACUCCCUCAGGAUUGCCGACUACGCCUUCCGUCUGGCACGGGAGAAAGGACGCCGCAGGGUCACUGCCGUGCACAAGGCUAACAUCAUGAAACUGGGCGACGGCUUGUUUCUGCAGUGCUGCAGAGAAGUGGCCUCCGGUUACCCCGACAUCACAUUUGACAGCAUGAUCGUGGACAACACCACCAUGCAGCUGGUGUCCAAACCUCAGCAGUUUGAUGUGAUGGUGAUGCCUAAUCUGUACGGGAACGUGGUGAGCAACGUGUGCGCCGGCCUGGUGGGAGGACCAGGACUCGUGCCCGGGGCGAAUUACGGCCGCAACUACGCAGUCUUUGAAACCGCCACCAGGAACACGGGGAAAAGUAUUGCAGACAAGAACAUUGCUAACCCUACUGCCGUGCUCCUGGCUAGCUGCAUGAUGUUGGACCACCUUAAGCUUUACGAUCACGCUACCUCCAUCCGGAAUGCAGUCCUCACCACAAUGAAUGAAACCAGGUUGCACACAGCUGAUCUCGGAGGCCAGGGCACCACAUCAGAGGUGGUCCAGUCUGUCAUGAGGAUCAUCCAGAGUAAAGGACAGCUCAUUACGCUGCUCUAAUACACCGCUACUGACAGCACACGCACGCACACACUCAGUCAGCGGUGUGAAUUUAAACAGGUGGGACAGGAGGGACAGGUGUGCAGGAUAUCCUGGCAUCUCUGUUUCCAUAGCAUCGUGUCUUUAUUUUUUUCAUGUUCACACGGCUUACUUACCCCUUCACUGUACAAUCGACCUUUUAUCCACACCUGCGUGUUUCACAUUACCCGUACUUGCCUCGUUUUAGAACGGUUUGCUCUCGAUAAAACUCCCUCACGACUCGUGUUGGAAGACGGCUCAUACUGUAAAGAUAAAUUUUAUUGCCAGAGUUCACGAGGUUGAUUCAGUUGAAAAUCUGGCUGCCUUUAUAGGUCGUUAUGCAACACGUCAUUUGUCGGAGUAAAUAUUUAUAAACCUGCGUAAUAUCAUCGCCUUCUCUGCAUUCUUCAUAGUAGAUUAUUUAUUGUUCAAAUUCUAAAUAUGUAACGGCCAAUUAUAACGUGCCAUGUACAUUUAACGGUUCAACUUCUUUUCAUCCUAUAACUUUAAUAUCAAGUUAUCUAUUGUAAACGGUUACGUCCAUAAUGUUCACAUCAUGUUGAUUGUACAUUAAAAAUGGCUGCAGCUUUUUCAUUAACACUGUGUCAUCAUCAUAGGAGGAGAGCAUCAAGUAUUAUCAAGUCAAAGCUGAUCAUCUAUGCUUAUGCAAUAAUAUUCCGGGGAGGGGUCCACUAUCAUAUUAUUGUCUUAAAGUCCAAACAGAUGAGGACUCUUAAAGCGUGAUGUAAAAAGAUGGUUUUCACCAUGUUUUGUGGGUGAUUGUGGAUACUGUAAAACAUCACUGUUACCAAUAAAGACCUAUUGAAAUGA